ACUCUACACAGCACGUUAGUAAUAAAAUGUCCUCCGAGUCUAUCGCAGGGCGAGUAUGGAGAGGUCUACGAUCCAUUGCCAACGCCUCCUCUCUUGAAACCACCAUUACUAACUUGCCAGAUGUAGUCCUGAGCAGUAUCUUCCAGCAUUUGCACUGGAAGGAAAAGCUAAUGGCAGUGAAAGCCUUCCCAGCAUGGAACAGAAUUCUUCACUCUAGUUUAGGCUUUAAGCAUUUUGAAAAUGACCGCGAGUAUGCACAGUCCGUUCAAGCUCUCGUGUCCAAUAACUACUUACUUGAAGAAAUCACAUGUAUUGCACAGUAUGGACAGUUCUUCACCCAUGCUGUUAUAUGGCUGGAAGUCUUUCCAUCCGCUGACAAUCCUGAGGAAACAGACUUGGCUCUGUUAGGUGCCUUAGCGACACACUGUUUUCGUCUAAAGUCACUGGUCAUCUACCACCCACCCAAGCUCUCCCCCUCCUCCAUUAUGCGUUCUGGUGCGCGCUACAUCAAACCUCUGCAGAGGAUGUUCAGCUUCAACCCCUCCCUGGACCUCAGUCUGUGUCGUGUUUCUUUCCUCUCUGAGGGAACGCAGGCUGGACUCUGCAAGCUGUUAGACUGGUACCAAGAGCACAAUGUGCUGCAGAAGGUUGCCUGCCUGGACUUUUCUCAUGGCAAAAUGGAAUCUACAUUGCGUCCUAUGAACUCUCUAGUCUACUGCACGUCACUACGUGUACUCAAAUGCCCGAUCCAAUAUCUGAAUACUCAGAUUUUGCAACAACUUGUAGAAUUCAACCUGCAGGAGCUGUGCCUCAUCAGUGAUGUGCAUACCGGUCAUCUUUUUUAUGAUGAGCAAUCAGCCAUUGACUGGCAUGGAUUGCAACUAAUACCUGGGCGGAACCUAAUGGUGCACUAUGUGUUUAGGUAUGAUGAUGUGGUCUUGUGCCCUAAUCCAUACGCACGCAGCUUGGCAUUGGACAGUCUUUGUGACGGCAUCUCUAGGGAUGUUCUGAUCUCUAUAGCCGAUACGUAUGGAGCGACACUAGAAAUGUUUAGCAUCAUUGAAGACGUCUGGUAUCCUAGUGAUGACCUUGUGAAUUUCUCGGAUUUGGAGGACCUGCCUACCACCUUCCAGUACCUGGCGUCUAGGCUGACGUGUGUGCACACUGUGGUGCUUAACCUCUUCAUCCCAAAAGAUGCACUUAUCAGCCUGGCUCGACAUGCCCCAGCUCUCAAGACGCUACUGGUCUAUGAACAUAAAAUUUUGUUUGGCGAACAUGCAGCUAACACAGAAGUAGAGGAACUGAAACAAAUAAUUUCUGAGGCACUUGGAUAUUCCUGGAAACCUUUGUCAGAAAAUGACACUUUUUAUGAACUAUCUGCCUAUAGGAAGAGUCUGCUGUUUGAGGAUUUUUUUCUCGACUGGUUAGAUUCGUGGAGUGUGUAGUACCCGGUCAAACUCUCGACAGCCAGUUCUGCGAAACAUUAUCACUCAGCGAGUGUUCUGAGUCGAAAUUUGAGCCCGACACCUUUUAGUUCUUACUAUAGUGGUUACAAGGGAAUGAUUUUACGUAGGACGGAGUGGGAAGGUAAAAACAUCAAAUGAAGGUAGAUAUAGAUAAUUUCCCAAACCAAUAACACCCCACCAAAAGGGAAACACACACACACACACACAUAUAUGCACUUAUGCACGCACGCACACACAUACACACAUAAAGCUUAUAUACAUAAACAUGGACAAUAAUACAUACAGACGCACAUACAUAAUACAUGCGUGUCAUUCUUUCACUGAACUUCGUUUUGGUGCGUGUGUGCAUGUCUGCGUGUGUGUCGGGGUGGGUGUAGUGUCGCACCUGCCACUGCGCGUUCGAUGAGAUGCCACCUUUCAUCUCGAUGAUUUCGAUUCUUUGUGAUCCGAAGACACCACAGUCCACAGACUCCCCUCUCUUUUGACCUCUGUUGAUCUCUGGAUGAUUGGGCCAGGAUUCCUUCUCCCUGCAAUGCCACUGAGUCUGUGGCCUGCACUGUGAGGAGACUGUGUCUGCAAAGGAUGUGCCAAAGUCUUUGUACAGUUUUUGUAUGUCAGCUGCAAAUGGUGGUGUAUGUGUAAACGCUGUCCUUCUGCGUGGAGUACAAACCACAGAGUACAUUGUUACUUAUAUUUGUAAUGUCACCAGAUGAUAUCAAUCUUUUCAUGAAGUG
Pomacea canaliculata is the source of this 2200-nucleotide messenger RNA. RefSeq lists its product as uncharacterized. The record is from RefSeq and is a predicted model, not a curated record. Bases 27 to 1445 code for a protein of 472 amino acids. Gene Ontology annotation, molecular function: protein binding. The transcript has 4 exons. NCBI's taxonomy places the organism in Eukaryota, Metazoa, Mollusca, Gastropoda, Architaenioglossa, Ampullariidae.